AUGAGUAACUUUACUUCUUCUUCGCCAUCAUAUCAGGCUAUUGAUAAAGCCCUCGAACAAUACACGGUAGAUCUUGCCGCAACAACAACUUUGGCCACAUACCUCAAUAACAUUCUCAUCAGUGAACUUUCACCUUUACGCUUUGAAGAAGCUGAUAUUCCAGUCAUUGCAACCUUGAUGCUUCGUUCCAAUGCAGAUCUUUACAACAGAGUGACUUAUUCUCAAGAAUCUCAACUUGCACAACAAUCUCCACAUACAUUAAUACCAGGGAUGCCUUCAGACCCUAACUCACUUCCAAAGGGGUACACUCUAGAAAAUGUUGCCCGGGACUUUGUGCGGCAUCGUAAUGCCCUGAUGGGUAAUAUUGUCCCAAGAAAUUCAUUUAUUUAUCCGACUCAAGCAAGACUCCGAUUUUAUACUCGUUCAAUGUUUAUUUUUGACCAGCUCAAACGCAUUCUUCAAGAUUACAAUGAUGAUGAUCUAACUCAACAACAAACAUCACAUAACCACCAGCAUUCCAGCAGUAGGAGAAGUAGUAGUAGCAGUAGCAGUAACAGUAACAGUAGUAGUAAUAGUAAUAGCGGUAAUAGCGGUAAUAGCGAUAAUAGCGAUAACAGCAAUAGUAGUCGGAGGCAUACCCAUCGUUCACAUGGCAGUAAUCACCACCAUCAUCAUCAUAUUUCAUCACAUCAAACUUCUUUAAGUCCAGAAUCCCAACACUGGGCAAAUGAAAUCCGCACAACUUUUGGAGUUUCUGCACAUGACAUUGCAUGCACGUGGCUUCCAGCACAACCCUUUUUUUCUGUCAUGUCUCGAUUUGUUAUGCUAGAAAGUCAUUUCCGUGAACCUUUGAUAGCCCGGUAUUAUGUUGCUAGAUUUAAUUCUGGAAUGUCGGCUCAAAGGUUUUCUGAUGUGAUGCAUGAAAAACUGCAAGCUGCUCAACAAGCUUAUGACGAUACACCGACUUGA
Molecule: messenger RNA, 969 nt
Organism: Magnusiomyces paraingens
Lineage: Eukaryota; Fungi; Ascomycota; Dipodascomycetes; Dipodascales; Dipodascaceae
Exons: 1
Coding region: 1-969 (322 amino acids)
Source: RefSeq, a predicted model, not a curated record